CACCGCGCACUCUCCCUUCCCGCCUUCCAUCUCUGCCAGGCUCCGCUACGUUCUCUUGCCACCUCACAGCCCCCGCCCAGUUGCCAUGGCCGCUGUGUACCGCCCGGGCCUGCGGCUUAGCUGGCAUAGGCUGAGCCCCUGUGGCUGGUCAUCACAGCGCAGCAUCCAGACCCUGCGAGUACUCAGUGGAGAUCUGAGCCAGCUGCCUACUGGGGUUCGAGACUUUGUGGAGCGUAGUGCACGACUGUGCCAACCAGAGGGCAUCCACAUCUGUGAUGGGACUGAGGCAGAGAACUCUGCCACACUGACCCUGCUGGAGCAGCAGGGACUCAUCCGAAAGCUCCCCAAGUACAGUAACUGCUGGCUGGCCCGCACAGACCCCAAGGAUGUGGCACGAGUAGAGAGCAAGACGGUGAUUGUAACUCCAUCUCAACGAGACACGGUGCCCAUCCCGACUGGUGGGGCCCGCGGGCAGCUGGGCAACUGGAUGUCCCCAGCUGAGUUCCAACAAGCUGUGGAUGAGAGGUUUCCAGGCUGCAUGCAGGGCCGAACCAUGUAUGUCCUUCCAUUCAGCAUGGGUCCUGUGGGUUCCCCACUGUCCCGCAUCGGAGUGCAGCUCACUGACUCGGCCUACGUGGUGGCAAGCAUGCGUAUUAUGACCCGGCUGGGGACGCCUGUGCUUCAGGCCCUCGGAGAUGGUGACUUUGUCAAGUGUCUGCACUCCGUGGGUCGGCCCCUGACUGGGCAAGGGGAGCCGGUGAGCCAAUGGCCAUGCAACCCAGAGAAAACCCUGAUUGGCCACGUGCCUGACAAGCGGGAAAUCGUCUCCUUCGGCAGCGGCUAUGGUGGCAACUCCCUGCUGGGCAAGAAGUGCUUUGCCCUUCGCAUCGCCUCUCGGCUGGCCAGGGAUGAGGGCUGGCUAGCGGAGCACAUGCUGAUCCUGGGUAUCACCAGCCCUGCGGGGAAGAAGCGCUAUGUGGCAGCCGCCUUCCCCAGUGCCUGUGGCAAGACAAACCUGGCCAUGAUGCGGCCAGCACUGCCAGGCUGGAAAGUGGAGUGUGUGGGGGAUGACAUCGCCUGGAUGAGGUUUGACAGUGAUGGUCGACUCCGGGCUAUUAACCCUGAGAAUGGCUUCUUCGGGGUGGCCCCUGGUACCUCUGCCACCACCAAUCCCAAUGCCAUGGCCACAAUCCAGAGUAACACUCUUUUCACCAACGUGGCUGAGACCAGCGAUGGUGGCGUGUACUGGGAGGGCAUUGACCAGCCUCUUCCACCUGGCGUCACUGUUACCUCCUGGCUGGGCAAGGCCUGGAAACCUGGUGACAAGGAGCCCUGUGCACAUCCCAACUCUCGCUUUUGUGCCCCGGCUCGCCAGUGUCCCAUCAUGGACCCAGCCUGGGAGGCUCCGGAGGGUGUCCCCAUUGAUGCCAUCAUCUUUGGAGGCCGCAGACCCAAAGGAGUGCCCCUGGUAUACGAGGCCUUCAACUGGCACCACGGAGUGUUUGUGGGCAGUGCCAUGCGCUCUGAGUCCACUGCUGCGGCUGAACACAAAGGGAAGGUGAUCAUGCAUGACCCAUUUGCCAUGCGGCCCUUUUUUGGCUACAACUUUGGGCACUACCUAGAACACUGGCUGAGCAUGGAGGGGCGCAAGGGGGCCCGGCUGCCCCGCAUCUUCCAUGUCAACUGGUUCCGGCGUGAUGAGGCUGGCCGCUUCUUGUGGCCAGGCUUCGGAGAGAAUGCUCGAGUUCUAGACUGGAUCUGCCGGCGGCUAGAGGGGGAGGACAGUGCCCGAGAGACACCCAUCGGGCUGGUGCCAAAGGAAGGCGCCUUGGAUCUCAGCGGCCUGGGAGCCAUAGAUACUGCCCAGCUGUUCUCGCUCCCUAAGGACUUCUGGGAACAGGAGGUUCGUGAAAUUAGGAGCUACCUAACAGAGCAGGUCAACCAGGAUCUGCCCAAGGAGGUACUGACUGAGCUGGAGGCCCUGGAGAAACGUGUGCGCAGAAUGUGACCUGAGGCUCCAGUCUAGCCAGAGAGCACAGCAUCCCCCUACUCCCCACUGCCAUCUGGGACUAGGAGAGCAACUAGGCUUGCAGAAAAUAUGAGCAAUUUGAUGUAACAUCUUCUGGGAGACUUGAGACCAGGCCAGAGGCCUUUCCCCACAUGCUAUCCAAUAAGAGAUGCUCAUUUAUUUUACACAACACUUGUGUUUUCAUUUCCCACUUAUCUUCACAGCUUCCCUCUAACACCAAUUUCACAAUCUUCUUCCAACUCCUCUAAGCAACUGAUGUCCCAUAGACAGCUCUAUCUACAAGCCAUCUAAGUAGGAAUUCCUGGGAGUAGGCACUAUCUACUCUGUGUCCUGAGGUCUUAAAAAGGUGGAGUCCUUUGCCAGCUGCUCAGUACAGCCUCCAGGCCUAAAAUUCCUGACCUUCCACUCAGACUAGCAGAAGCCUCUAUAACCCCAUUCUCCAGUGAAGUGGUUUACUGUCAAUUCUCAAAACUGUUCUUCCUCCUGCCUGACCUAAAAUUGGGACUCACAAAGUAUUCAUGAAAGCUUAUUCAAUAUUAGGACAACUAACAUUUCUAUAGCAUUUUCUGUGUGCCAGGCACUGUCCUAAGCACAUACAAAACAACCCUUUGAGGCAAGUUACUGAUGAAGAAGCAAAGGCACAGAGAGGUUAAGUAAUUACUCAAGGUCACAAAGUAAGCAGUAGAGCCAAAGGUAAAUGAUAACUGCAGAGCCAUGUCUCUCACAGAAGCAGAGACUUUUAGAAGCCCCCUAUUUCAUGCUUCUCAAACUUAGAAGUGCAUAUGAAUCACCUGGGGAUCUUACUAAAAUGCAGAUUCUCUUUCAGCAAGUCUGGGGUGGUCUGGAGAUUCUGAUUUUCUUACAAGCUCCUGGGUGAUGCUGAUGCUGCUGGUCCAGGGACCAUAGUUUGAGUAGCAAGGCCUUGGCCUAAACUCUGAAAUCAAUUUGAGGGAAACUACAAAGAGAGAGAGAUGAUCCUACAUAAAUCAGGGGCAUCAACUGAGGAUAACUUCAUCUGUGAUCUGGAUCAGGCUGAGUCAAUGUAUAAACUGAGGUGGGUAAGAUAGAAGUCUGUGUAAGAACAGAACAGACUAAAGGUCAGAGUGGACACAUGCUAAAAUACAGUAAGCAAUGGAGUCCAUUGCACUUAAAAAUAUACAGACAAAUCCUCAGCUUCAUAAAUAGCAUGUGAUGACUAAAA
Myotis brandtii (Brandt's bat) is the source of this 3230-nucleotide messenger RNA. RefSeq names its product phosphoenolpyruvate carboxykinase 2 (mitochondrial) (gene PCK2). Lineage: Eukaryota; Metazoa; Chordata; Mammalia; Chiroptera; Vespertilionidae. Gene Ontology annotation, biological process: propionate catabolic process; cellular response to insulin stimulus; gluconeogenesis. Gene Ontology annotation, cellular component: cytosol. Gene Ontology annotation, molecular function: GTP binding; phosphoenolpyruvate carboxykinase (GTP) activity; manganese ion binding. The record is from RefSeq and is a predicted model, not a curated record. The transcript is spliced from 10 exons. The coding region runs from base 86 to 2008 and encodes 640 amino acids.